This is a messenger RNA of Fopius arisanus, 1605 nucleotides long. It is a transcript of the gene nudE, whose product is annotated as Nuclear distribution protein nudE. Gene Ontology annotation, biological process: cell migration; microtubule nucleation; vesicle transport along microtubule. The record is from RefSeq and is a predicted model, not a curated record. Gene Ontology annotation, cellular component: centrosome; kinesin complex; kinetochore. Gene Ontology annotation, molecular function: microtubule binding. NCBI's taxonomy places the organism in Eukaryota, Metazoa, Arthropoda, Insecta, Hymenoptera, Braconidae. The transcript is spliced from 8 exons. Bases 243 to 1163 code for a protein of 306 amino acids.
UGGACGUUAUUUCUUGGAACUGUGAAAUCUCGAGAGCCAUAUUACGUUUUACAAUCCACAGUAAUCCGUAGUGGUUGUCCCGUAGAUUCGCCAUCUUGUCGUCUGUUGUCGUGUGUUAACUAAAAGGAUGUGGUUCUGAAUAAUUCGACCGUUUGAAGUUGUAUACUAUGGAAUUUCGUCUCUAAAGCUUUCUGUACAUUUUGUAUCCUGGACAUUAAUUAGUAACAACGAAAAUCUACAAAAUGGAUCUCGAUAUUCCACAAUUUAAUUCGAAAGACGAUGAAAUUCAGUAUUGGAUGGAAUUGGCCCAGCAAAUGUACCAACGGAAAGAAGAUGUAGAACACGAGUUGGAAGAAUUUCAGGAGAAUUCACAGAUGUUGGAAAAAGAAUUGGAAACAUCACUUGAACAAUCAGAGAAGAGCAAUAGGGAAUUACGUCAGAGGAAUACAAGAUUAGCCACUGAGAUAGAACAGUUGAGGACGCGAUUAGACCAACAAACAGCAGAUUGUUCAACAUUUCAGACGAGGGCAUCUGAACUCGAGGCUCAACACGAGCAGCUUCUCAAAUACAUACGAGAGUUGGAACAGAAAAAUGAUGAUUUAGAGAGAGCUCAUAGAAUAAACAUGGCAACGGAAGAAGCAAUCGAAGCCAAAUUCAAUUCUGCUAUUGAGAAGAAUGCGCUCCUAGAGUCUGAACUGGACGAGAAGGAAAGUCUCAAGAUAAUUGUACAGCGAUUAAUGGACGAAAACAGGGAUCUUAAGCAAGAGUUUAACGUGUUGAAACGACAUAUGGCAGAUAAUGAUAAAUCUGCGGACAAAGUACGCACUCUGGUAGACAGUAAUAAGCUGCAAGUUGAGCGAGAGACACACCUGCCACUCACAGAGCAGAAUAUAUCGACCACAGGUCAUCCGCAGUCACCCUUGAAAAUUGAGAACGGUGUUAUCAACAAUAACAACAACAUGAACAUGCCAAUGGCUCCAUCGACGAGGAUACUGGCGAUGAAUAUGAUUGGUGAUCUCAUGCGGAAAGUCGGGGCUCUGGAGAACAAGCUCAACACUUGCAGGAAUGCCUCUCGCGAGGAUCAGUCUAUGAGGGAUUUGUACAGGACUAGACGAACUGUGCGCGGCCUGGCCUCAGGAAACAACAACCACAUUCGAUUAUGAAGUCAGUAUUGAUAACCAGUGUGUACCGAUAUCGAGAUGAAAUUGAGUGAUCUCUUGAAAAAAUCAUGAGAAGAUAAUCAACAUGCCAUUCUUAUGAUUUUAUGUCAUUACGCAGAUAUUCACUUGGCAUAUUAAUUUUAUGGAAUAAAAAAAAUUAUUCUUUCAAAUCGUGCAAUUUCAAUGGACUUUUUUAAUCAGGUGCCAUCGGACUUUCUCUUUAUUUUUUUUUCAUGGCAAUAAAAUUUGGCAGGCUUGAGUGGAAACAAAUUUCGUGAUGAAAAGCUGAUAUUCCGUUUUUCGAUGUUGAGGAAAAACCUGUAAAUUGUAAAUAUAGAUUUACUCAAUACCAUAAAAUAACAUAUUUCAGAAUCUCAGCUGGAGAAAAUUUGCAGUUCUCUUUAGAUACCAAUUGUCAGUGUGAAUAUAAAAUUUUUUCAUCCAA